Cynoglossus semilaevis (tongue sole) is the source of this 5041-nucleotide messenger RNA. It is a transcript of the gene mapk7, whose product is annotated as mitogen-activated protein kinase 7. The record is from RefSeq and is a predicted model, not a curated record. The transcript has 8 exons. The coding region runs from base 217 to 3417 and encodes 1066 amino acids. Lineage: Eukaryota; Metazoa; Chordata; Actinopteri; Pleuronectiformes; Cynoglossidae. Gene Ontology annotation, molecular function: MAP kinase activity; ATP binding. Gene Ontology annotation, biological process: protein phosphorylation.
CUGUAAAUUAAUUGGUUUGCCAUGUGUGUCUAAAAAUAAACGGAAGGAGUACGCGCAGGCGGCAGACAAAAACAGGUAUCGCGGCGUUAUUAUGAGUUUAGCUUUUUAGAAGGAAAUGUCACGUAUUCUAAUGAACUUUUGUUCCGCUGCUUGAGUACUUGCGUAUAACGACGUAGCUGAAAGGGACCUGCUUGAGCGUCUUAGGGCUUCAGAAGAAUGUCUCAGGACUGCACCAAGGGCCAAAACUGUCAGCCUGUGUCUAUACUGCCUAAAAGAAUGGCUGCAGACAAAAACAGACACACUCAAAGUCAACGCAGAGUGGAGGGUAUGGACACCAGCACAACAGCAACAAACCUGGCUUUGCUUAAAGCACACUCACUGGAUGUUAAGUUUGAUGUCGGAGAAGAGUAUGAUGUCAUUGAAACCAUCGGCACCGGAGCUUAUGGAGUUGUUUCCUCUGCCAGGAGACGGGACAACGGUCAGCAGGUGGCCAUUAAGAAAAUCUCCAAUGCUUUUGAAGUUGUGACAAAUGCAAAGCGCACUUUGCGAGAACUGAAGAUCCUGAAACACUUCAAACAUGACAACAUUAUUGCCAUCCAGGACAUCCUGCAGCCAAAUCUUCCUCACUCCGCCUUCAAGUCUGUGUAUGUUGUACUGGACCUCAUGGAGAGUGACCUGCAUCAGAUCAUACACUCUGCUCAGACCCUCACGUCAGAGCACACGCGCUACUUCUUAUACCAGCUACUCCGUGGCCUUAAAUAUGUGCACUCUGCCAAUGUUAUCCACCGUGACCUCAAGCCCUCCAAUCUGUUAGUCAACGAGAACUGUGAGCUGAAAAUUGGAGAUUUUGGUAUGGCCAGGGGUCUCCGAUCAAACUCUGAGGAGUCCCACUCUUUCAUGACUGAAUAUGUGGCCACUCGAUGGUACCGUGCUCCUGAGCUGUUGCUGUCUCUUAACCACUAUAGCUUGGCUAUUGACUUGUGGUCAGUUGGCUGCAUCUUUGCUGAAAUGUUGGGACGAAAACAGCUUUUUCCUGGGAAGCACUACGUACAUCAGCUCCAGCUCAUUUUAUCUGUGUUGGGAACUCCUCCUGAGAGCAUAAUAGAUGCUAUCAGAGCUGACAGAGUGCGUUCCUAUGUUCACAGUCUUCCAUCACGUUCUGCUGUACCUUUGGCCCAACUCUACCCACAAGCUGAAGCGGAAGCUUUGGACUUGUUGGGGGCUAUGUUGCGCUUUGACCCUCGUGAAAGAAUCAGUGUGACUCAAGCACUGGAGCAUCCUUACUUGGUGAAAUAUCAUGACUCAGAUGACGAGCCGAUUUGCGUGCCAGCUUUCGAUUUUGAAUUUGACAACCUUCCUAUGAACAAAGAACAAAUUAAAGAGGCAAUUUUAAUGGAGAUACAUGACUUUCAUAAAAACAAAAAAAGUGGUUGUCAGAGGUUGCACUUCAGGCCUUUGACAGGAGGGAAAGGCAGAGCAGCAAUAACACAAAGAAGUUCGCAGUGCAAAGCUCAGGACUUUACUGUUAACCUGGAGAAACCCACUCUGGUAUCUGUGACACGGUGCUCCCAAGUAGCACAGCAUCAACAAACACAAAUUAGGGCAGAUUUCCAGCAAAAACAACCAGCGCUACCUCAAGGCAGCUUACAAACCUGUAACAAAUCUACCCUAGCUAAUGUGACUCAAAAUUUCCUUCUUCUCUCGAAAAGCGAAAGUGGUCCAACAGAUGUUGACAUGCCCAGUGCCAACUCGGAGGGCAGUCAACCAGAGACCAUAGAUUUAAUAACGCCAGUGUCCACUCCAGACGCCCCGUCGGAGACGGUGAGAAACAAGGCACAGGCACAUGCUCCUUCAAUUCAGCCCUCCCAGACCCUGUCAAUUACCGAGGCUCCCGCCAAUGUUUCCGCAAUGCAAGGACCACAUAUUAUGCCACUUCCAACCAUUGUGCCCUCCCUGUCUCUUUCUGUGGCACAAGCUCAGUCACUGUCUCAGACCCUUUCACAGUCACUCUCAAGGAAAGCUGGGCUUCCCUCAAGUGCAGUAGAAGGAAUCAGAAAAGAUGGAGCCAUUUCAGAGGAUACCAAAGCUGCACUAAGAGCUGCUUUGUUCAAAUCUGCUCUUAAGAAUAAAUGCAGAGGCGAGGGAAGUGUUUCAGCACUUGGCAUGGUAGCUGGUGGAGAAGGAGGCAUAUUGUCCUCCCUGCCAAGCAUUCCUGAUUCUCGCCGGCCGGUCACAGCUCAGGAGCGUCAACGUGAAAGAGAGGAGAAAAGGAGGAAGAGGCAAGAACGUGCAAGAGAAAGGGAGAAGAAAAUAAAGGAGAAAGAGAGACGGGAAGUAAAGCAGGGGGACUCCCUGGGUGGGGUCCUACUAAGUGAUAAUGAUAAAAGUCUUUUACAGCGGUGGAAAAAGAUGAUAGACACCGGCAAUGAGAGGAACAUCGAAUGCAAACUGAACUCACACCCUAGUGUUGCAAGUAGUGGUAGCACUCAAGCAGCUCCGAACAAUGUUACAGAGGAGGCGAAGAGAAUUCACUCGCAUGAGCACUUGGCCUCUAACAUAAACUCUAACCAGCCAAGCUUGUUUCAACAUCCAACCACCCAGCAGCCACCAAUUCAAAACAAAGAUGUUGCUGUGGGUGGAGAAACGGAUCCAGUGACUGUGAUGAGUUUUUCUAAAAACAAAGUGCUCACAACAACACCUCAUACUGAGAACAGCAAAGAAAGUGUUUUCAGGAGUUUGGGUAACUGGAGUGGACAGCACUUAGAGGCAAGGCAGCCACAUGUGUCAAAGCAGAACAGAAAGCAGCAAACUCUCCCAUUAAAUAUCUUUCAGCCCCAGCUCCAACCUCAAAACCUAAGCCAGUCUGAUCCUAACACUCAGACAAAUGGAAAUGUGGAUAAUGUUAGGCAUGAUACCCUCAACCUGACCUUGCCAACAGGGGCCAGGGCUGUGGAGAAGUUGUGUUCUACUGCAGGAGAAAAGGCAAUCACACAGACCACUGAACCCCCUUGUGAAACCAUAGGAGUCCAUUCACAGCCUCAUCCCAGGUUAGGAUUCACAGAUUCUGGGCAACAAGGACCAUCCUCCAUUACUUCUGACAUUCAGACAGUAACACUGCAGCUGUCAAAGUCCCAGGUGGAGGACAUCUUACCCCCAGUAUUCUCUGUGACCCCAAAAGGCAGUGGUGCGGGCUACGGCGUGGGCUUUGACCUUGAUGACCUUUUCAACCACUCUAUUACAGACCUGCAGCACUGUGACCGAGACAGCUAUGACUCAGCCCCCCUCUCAGCAUCCCUUCUAUCUGAUUGGAACGAGGUUCAUCACAUCUUGCCCCCGGCGGUCGUGUGUGCGCGUCAGCAGGAGUUGCAGCUCGGCUCCCCCAUGAUGCUCUCUGAUACCAUUCCGCCUGACAGUUGAAGCCCCCUUCUGAUGAUUUCCAAAAUGACAACAAAUGGACUUGGUGCCUGUAACACGGCUGGCUACACCAUCUUUCCUGCUUCAGCGCCCAGACCGUAGUUGGAAUGAGAGAGCAGACUUAGUGAUCUGCUCCAGGGGUAACUCUCUUCACUUUGUGCUUGUCUGCCGCAGAGCUAACAGGAAUAGGGAAGUUGAGGUCUUUAUUAUCAGCCACAUUGAGCACAACUGUACAUAAACAGCAUUUUAACAGCUUAUAGUCCGGAAGUAACAGUAGUUGUUUAUUCCUUGGUUUGAUGAUUCAGGUUUAUUUACUAAACUCUAAGUUUAGUUAGGUGACGACGUCAGAUGUGUGCCACAGUGAGGUUUCAGAACUAUCAAAUAAAUUGGUAAUUUUUAUGUGAACUAAUGCAUUUAUAAAGGUAAAUGGAAAAAAUGUGCUAAAUCAAACCAAAAAAAAAAUCAAAGAAAAUUGGGCUAUAGUUUCUUCACUGCAUUAAAGUCGGGUGUGAAGUUUGUCAUGUGAAUUCUCAGCACUGAUUGAAGUCUUUAUUUUUCUGGCAACUGUGGCAUUUGUUGAACGGCUGCUCUCAUACAUGGUAGAACCGCCCCACUCCACCUCCUCUGAAAUUUUGUUUUGUUUAGUAAAGUGUUAAUACAUAAAGGAGUGGAACUUUUCCUUCGAGGCCAUUUUAUUUGCAGUAAGACCUACAGCGUUUUAUUAAACUUUAUAAGAACACAACCAUUUUGCACUGCAGACUGGAUGCGACAUGAACAUGACAAAUUAUAUGCCCACAAGAAGAUGACAUAGAGCAGUGUUUCCCAAACUUUUUUUUCUGGGGACCUAUAUUUUAAAGGUCACAAAUCUUUGCGACCCAAGUCAAUAGACAUUAUUUGUAAACUCCUGGAGAGUCCUUGCAGUUUUACUACUGCCUUUGUUGCAUGAAUUAACAAUCUUAUCUUAUGAAUUGACAAUCUCAUAGUUUUUUGUUGUCUUACUUUUAUUAUCCUUGUGAAUACUGGGCAAUACGAGAGAAAGGAGUUGACGUGAACAGAAAGAGGACAGUGACGGCAGUAUUUGAGCCAGACAUUUAUAGUUAUUAAACUACACAGUUAUUAAACUUUGUUAACUAAUUAUUUCAUUAUCAUUGACAGGAAAUAAAAGCAAUAAUAACAGUAACAAUGGAAUUGAGUCGCAAUAUAAGUGAUAGUUCAAUACGAUAACAUGUUCAACAAUAACAACAAUAACAUGACUGCAUGCGAUCCCACAGAAAACAUCAUUUGUGUGAUGUGCACAAGCACGUGUUUAUCCGUAAUUUCAGGACUAUAAGCUGCUACUUUUUCAUGCACCUUGAACCCUGUACCUUAACCAGUGAUGUGCCUUAUGGAUUUAUAAGGGCUAACGAAGGCCAUACUGCUAGCGAUUAAUAACUUGGUAGGCUAAGGUGUGCUAUACUAGUAGCGUAUGUCUAUCUUUGAAUGGCUGUGUACAUGUAUGUGUGUGGGGCGCACGUGCGAGAGAGAACGGUAUCGAAUGUUGAGAGCAGAAAGUGAAGGGAGUUAGCCUCCCCUGUGCAUUCCAAUUUUGGUCAGGGCACCAAAGCAGGAAAGAGCUAACAUGUAACCA